This is a messenger RNA of Durotheca rogersii, 1197 nucleotides long. Its product is annotated as glycosyl hydrolase catalytic core-domain-containing protein. NCBI's taxonomy places the organism in Eukaryota, Fungi, Ascomycota, Sordariomycetes, Xylariales, Xylariaceae. Gene Ontology annotation, biological process: fungal-type cell wall polysaccharide metabolic process. The transcript has a single exon. The coding region runs from base 1 to 1197 and encodes 398 amino acids. Gene Ontology annotation, cellular component: fungal-type cell wall. The record is from RefSeq and is a predicted model, not a curated record.
AUGUAUGCCAAGCUCUCGAUUCUAGCGCUCUGCGCUGCCGCGUCGGUGAAAGAGGUGGUCGCUGGCCCUCUCCAUCGCCACCCGCACCCCAAGAGGGAGAUUGUCUAUACCGACGUCGUUGUCGUGACCGAGUGGGUGACCACGACCGUCACGGGAGGGGAGGCGCCUGCUACCCAGGAGCCUGUGCCGACAACCACCCCGGUUACGAUUCCCUCCCCUGUUGUCAAGAGUCCACUCCCCGAGCAGACCCCUGCUCCCGAGAACCCGCCGGUCGCGGAAGCCCCUGUCGUCGAGAGUCCCGCACCCGAACCUCCCGUCAAGCAGGCCCCGGUCGAACAGAAUCCCGCUCCCGAGACCUCCUCAGUUGUAGAGGCCUCUGUCGAAAGCCCUCAGCCGGAAACCUAUACUCCGGAACCUUCCCCUGAGCCUACCCCCAGCCCUACCCCUAGCUCUACCCCUAGCUCUACCCCCAGCCUUGCCUCUCGGACUAGCAAGCGGGGAGCUGCGUACAACGACCCCAACCUCGUUAGCGCCCUCGUCGGCUCCUCUAACCAGAUCUCGUGGGCGUACAACUGGGGAUCCGACAGCGGCGGCUUGACUGCUCCGAUUGCCUACUACCCCAUGCUCUGGUCGCCUAUCCCCCUCCACUCCGACAAUUGGGACUCGAAGGCGGAGGCCGCUCUCGCCAGCGGAUCUGACUCCCUGCUCAGCUUCAACGAGCCUGAUAUCGUCAGCCAGGCCAACAUGUCGCCCGCCGAUGCUGCUGCUGGCCACAUCCAGUUCAUGAACAAGUACGCCGGCAGGGCCAGGAUCAGCGCGCCGGCUGUUUCCAGCAGCCAAAACCAAGGGCAGGGUCUCGACUGGCUCAGCCAGUUCUUCACGGCCUGCAACGGCCAAUGCCAGGUAGACUUCUGCGCUGCUCACUGGUACGGCCCCGGCGGCGAGGACGGAGCGAGCUUGUUCCUCGAUCACAUCAAGGACGCCUACGCUCUCUGCCAGAAGCCCAUCUGGAUCACCGAGUUCGCGGCGGAGAGUGGUGACGUCGACACUUUCAUGAGGGUUGUCACUGAGAAGCUCGACAGCGAAGAGUUCAACUUCGUCGAGAAGUACUCGUACUUCAUGGUGAGCCAGGGUAGCAUCAUGGCCGACGCAUCGUCCCUUUCUUCUUUCGGAAAGAUCUUCGCCGGCAUCGCGUAA